AUGGAUAUUUUAUUAGGGAUAAGAGUGAAGGACUCAGUGAUAUUAGCUUCUUCCAAGGCUGUAACUAGGGGUAUUUCGGUUUUGAAGGCCACAGAUGAUAAGACUAGACAAUUGCUACCUCACACAUUAAUGUCGUUCUCUGGUGAGGCUGGUGACACAGUACAGUUUGCAGAAUAUAUCCAAGCUAACAUGCAGUUGUAUUUGAUCAGAGAAAACUACGAAUUGUCUCCUCAAGCGGCGUCGAGUUAUGUCAGAACAGAAUUGGCCAAGUCCCUUAGAUCUAGGAAACCAUUUCAAGUUAAUGUGUUAAUCGGUGGAUACGACACUAAGAAGGAAAAACCAGAAUUGUAUCAGAUAGAUUAUUUAGGUACCAAGGUGGAACUUCCUUAUGCUGCUCACGGCUAUGCGGGCUUCUACACAUUCUCUCUUUUGGAUCGUCAUUAUAGAGCAGAUUUUACUCUUGAACAAGGACUCGAUUUGUUAAAGGAGUGCAUAAAGGAAUUACAAUUAAGAAUGCCUGUUGACUUUAAGGGUGUGAUUGUAAAAGUUGUAGAUAAGGACGGUAUUAGAGUCGUUGACGACUUCUAA
This is a messenger RNA of Kluyveromyces marxianus DMKU3-1042, 588 nucleotides long. It is a transcript of the gene PRE1, whose product is annotated as proteasome core particle subunit beta 4. The transcript has a single exon. NCBI's taxonomy places the organism in Eukaryota, Fungi, Ascomycota, Saccharomycetes, Saccharomycetales, Saccharomycetaceae. The record is from RefSeq and is a predicted model, not a curated record. Gene Ontology annotation, molecular function: peptidase activity. Gene Ontology annotation, biological process: proteasomal protein catabolic process. Gene Ontology annotation, cellular component: nucleus; proteasome core complex; cytosol. The coding region runs from base 1 to 588 and encodes 195 amino acids.